Molecule: messenger RNA, 3202 nt
Organism: Poecilia reticulata (guppy)
Lineage: Eukaryota; Metazoa; Chordata; Actinopteri; Cyprinodontiformes; Poeciliidae
Gene: amn
Product: amnion associated transmembrane protein
Biological process (GO): receptor-mediated endocytosis; intracellular protein localization
Cellular component (GO): endocytic vesicle; apical plasma membrane
Source: RefSeq, a predicted model, not a curated record
AACAAAUGAAUGGGGAAGUUCCAUGUUAGCCACUAGAUGGAGCCACAAUACCUUUGGCCACAUAGUUCAGACAUUGUUUGAGUUUGACCAGUUUAUGACAUAACUCGGAUUGUUCUGAUUGUAGGGCAAAGACAGUAGGAACCACAGGGUUACAUAUACAUUUUCCUAUUAGACUUUUUUACUUCACAGCCUUACCCUUCUGCGCCUCUAUUAUGCUUUUUGUUCCUUGCUUCCCUCUAUAGUAUAGUCACAUAUUUUUCAUAUGUGCAUCUAUUAAAGUUUUAGCAAAGGUCUUGCAUGUUUUCCCCCAUUUUUGUUAGCCCGAGGGAAAAUGGAUUAAACACACCCCUUUUACGCAUGUCCAUUUCCAAGAAGUGCAUCUAGAAGGGUUGUUCAGAGUAAAAUAGAAACUGUACCGUGGAAACAUUUAUAAAUUGAGGAUAUUGUUUAAAAUAUAAACUCCCCCUCAACCCCCAAGUUCCAUGAACCUGUUUAGAAAUUACAACUUGCUUAAUCAUCCACUUAGCUACAAUGGGAUUAGAUAUAAACAAAAUACUUUGUGCAUGAGGGAAAUACAGGUUCAUUGGCUGGUUCAUGUGUUUUAUUAACACACAAACGUAUUCUUAGAAAUAUUUUCAUGGAAUUUUUGCCAGCAAUUUUUUUUCCUGCUGACUCUGGACAUUUGGACAAUCCAUAAAAAAACUAAGCAAAACAAGACCUGCCUUGGAAAAGCAUUCACAACUUUUUUUCUUUUUCCCCCCCCCCACAUGUUCACUUUACAACCAAAAACUUCAACGUGUCUUAUUGGGAAACUUAUGAGAGUCUUGUAGAAACCAUUGCAUAAUUGUUAAGCUGAACAUAACGGUUAGUUUUAAAUUGUCUUUGCAAAUAAAAAUAAUAAAAGGGCUCGUGGUUCACCCAGCCCCCCUUGCUUAGAUAACUAAAUAAUAUCUAGUUUCUGAAAUAAUAUUCUGCCUACAGGACUCUAUUCAUCGCCUGCAAGUGGAAACCUACCAAGACAUGGCCUGACGUAGAAAUUAACACUAACAUGUUAUGAUGGGUGCUCUGGUCAGAUGAGAACAAAGUUGAACUUUUUUUUGUCUUAAAGCAAAUCACAUUGUAUGAUUGUAAAUGAUCCUGCACGUAACAUCUCCAUAAAAUAAGGUGGUGGCAGCAACAUGCAGUGGAAAUUUUUCUGCUCAGAUGCAGAAAACUUUUACAAAAGCCCCAAAGGUUGUGCAGAUCAGUCAAAAGUGUUCAACUAAUAUCUCUAAGGCAUCUUUACAUUUCCAGAUUCUUCUGAAAUGUAAUUAAUUUACUGAGUUUAUAGGUCAUAUGCCUACCAGAAGUCAUAUUCUUUGCACAAACGCAAAUGAUCUCCAGCGGCUGCUUAUGACUAAACAGCUCAAAUUAAAUUUUCCCAAUAAGAAAUAUACUAUAACCUAACUAAGACUGACUACUGCUAUUUUUCUCUUCACAAAGAGAAAGAAAAUGCGCUGAACAUAAAAUCCUAACCUGUUGAAGUUUUCCAUAUUAUAUCAACCUGCUAAAAAGUAAAAAAAAAAAAAAACACAAAAAAAAAACAGAAAUCCAAAAGUGAGGAUAGUUUGAACAUGUCUUCAUAAAGCAGGAAUGUCGAGGCAGAAGGUGUAAAUAUUUACAAGUCACCUGCUCAUGGACUGGAUUAGCUCAUGAACUUUAGCAGUAAGCAGUGCUGCUCUCAUGUUUGUCACAAGGUUGGAAUCAAAGGUCACCACAUUUUCCGUUCUUUGGCACAAACAUUCAAGAUGCUGAAAGUGGUACUCCUCAUCUGCUCUCUUGUUGGGGCAACAAAUGCCCUUUACAAGCAGUGGAUUCCUGAUACCAACUACGAGAACAAGACCAACUGGGAUAAAGGAAAAGUUCCGUGCGGCAGCGACACAGUUCAGUUUUCAUCUCAAAGAAAAGUGUCUGUGUUUGUGGAGACCACUCAUGCCGUGCAGGAGAUGGUGCUGCCAAUGGACGGAGAGAUCAUUCUGAAUUCGGGAGCUGGCUUUUAUGUGAUCAGCGGACAGGACCCUGAUUGUGGAGCAGGAGUGAGGACCGAGUUCAAAGACGCUGACUCUCUGCGAUGGUUUAAUCCGGCUCUGUGGCAGGCAGCUGCAACUCUGAAUGAUCUACAGGAUGGACAUUUCCUCUUCUCGGUGCAUGAGGAGAGCGUACCCUGUCAGCAGGAUGACGUUGUGUUCAAACCCCUCUCCUCCUUCCGUGUGGAUACCAGCUGCAGCCAGACCACCAUCCCCAUCAAAUCCGUGUCUGUGCUGGGAAAGGUAUUUGACAGCAAGUCCGAGUUCUCCGAGUAUCUCAGCUCACAAUCAGGCCUGCUGCAGUUUCACGGGUCGUCAUCGGUCACUGUUGGAAACCCAAGUUGUGGGGAUGCUACUGGCUGUGACUGUGGGAACUAUGUCAACCAUGAACGCAUCUGCAGCACAGUGACCUGUGGAACUCUGAGCUGUGAGAAGCCUCUGCUUCCCAUCGGACACUGCUGCGAGGUGUGCGGUGCAAUAAUUGUCAUCCAUUAUUCUGACAGUUUCAACCUGGAAAAUUACAGGGGACGAAUCCGUCACCUUUUCCUUUCACUGCCAAAAUAUGAAUCCAUUCAGCUGGGCAUGUCUAAAAUCUUAAAGCCACAGCGGUUGAUGGGAAUUAUCCCUUUUGGCUCUUCACCUGAGAUCCAAGUAGUUAUUCUGGACGGAGAGACUGGGAAACUAUCGGAAGCGCUGGCCCAGGACAUGAUCAAGGACAUUAAAUCUCAUGGCUCGAAUCUGGGCAUAGCAGGAGCUGAAAUUCAGCCCACUAGGGAGCCUGGAAGCAGUACAGGGACAGUAGUUGGAGCAGUGUUUGGAGUCUUACUCGUGGUUACACUUAUUGUGAUUGUGGUUGUGCUACUCCGUAAGGGAAUUGUACAGAUGCCGUCAAUGCCCUCGAUGCCUUCAAUGCCAUCACUGAGCCGCUUCAGGAGAAACACUGACGUCGAUGAUCUCGACGGGGCCGCCGACCGCGGCUUUGACAAUCCGAUAUUUGAUAAACCUGACAUGCUGAAUAACAUUUCUGAUCUGUAUAGCACCGACUCCAUCUCCAUGACUCAGACAGGCGUGCACUUUAUAAAUCCAGCUUAUGAUGAGAACGAAACAGAUUUUACAAUUUGAAGUUAAUUUUUCAC